CGGCGGGUUCGAAUCCCGUCGGCGCCGCGCCCGCCAUGAACUUCUCGGAGCUGUUCAAGCUCUCGGGGCUCCUGGGCCGCUUCUCCCCCGACGGAAAAUGCCUGCACAACAUUGACCCUCUCUGAACCAAACCUGGCAUCACAGCAAGCCUGGCAGGGACAGCCCUGGUGCUCCAUCCAGGAUCCUGCCCCAUUUCAGCUCAGCCCUGUCCCCCCCAGGCCUCGUGUGUGCAGCACCGCUUGGUGGUUCGGGAUGCCAGCUCCCUGCAGAUCCUCCAGCUCUACACCUGCUUGGAUCAGAUCCAGUACAUCGAGUGGUCCUCGGACUCCCUGUUCAUCCUGUGUGCCAUGUACAAGCGGGGCAUUGUCCAGGUCUGGUCCCUGGAGCAGCCGGAGUGGCACUGUAAGAUCGACGAGGGCUCCGCGGGAUUGGUGGCUUCAUGCUGGAGUCCGGACGGGCGUCACAUCCUCAACACCACCGAGUUCCAUCUGCGAAUCACGGUGUGGUCCUUGUGCACCAAGUCUGUGUCUUACAUCAAGUACCCCAAAGCAUGCCAGCAAGGGGUGGCUUUCACCAAGGACGGGCGCUACAUGGCCGUGGCGGAGCGACGCGACUGCAAGGAUUUCAUCAGCAUCUUCGUGUGCAGAAACUGGCAGCUCCUCAGGCAUUUUGACACUGAAACCCAGGAUCUGUUUGGGAUUGAAUGGGCUCCCAAUGGCUGUGUGCUGGCAGCGUGGGACACGUGCCUGGAGUACAAGGUGCUGCUGUACUCCCUCGAUGGGCGGCUGCUCUCCUCCUACCGUGCCUAUGAGUGGCCCCUGGGCAUCAAAUCAAUUGCCUGGAGUCCCAGCAGCCAGUUCCUGGCCAUUGGCAGCUUUGAUGAAAAGGUGCGUAUCCUGAACCAUGUGACGUGGAAGAAGAUCACAGAGCUUGGGCAUCCAGCAACCAUUACCAGCAAAAAGACUAUUGUGUAUAAAGAAGUGGAGAAAUCCCCAACUGUUGGCACAGAGAGACUUUCUUUCCCUCCAACAAGAGCAUUGGCUAGUUCUCUCUUCAGCACACAGAAUAAAUAUGACAUUUGCCAAGUGCCAGUUUCUUUACACUACAUCAAACCAGUUGCUGACAGGGCAAAUCCCAAAGUGGGAGUUGGGAUGUUGGCCUUCAGUGCAGAUAACUGCUUCCUGGCAACCAAAAAUGAUAACAUUCCCAACGCUGUGUGGAUCUGGGACAUCAGGAAGCUGAAGCUGGCAGUGGUGUUGGAGCAGCUGUGCACAAUCCAGUGCUUCCAGUGGGACCCGUGCCAGCCCCGCCUGGCUGUAUGCACGGGCACCAGCAGAGUGUACCUCUGGUCCCCAGCUGGCUGCGUCGUCGUGAAGGUGCCUGGGGAAGGUGACUUCCAGAUUGUGUCUCUCUCCUGGCAUUCCAGUGGGGACUCCAUGCUGCUCCUGAGUAAGGACCACUUCUGUGUGUGUUACUUGGAAAGAGAAGAAGUAAAAUAAAAGAACUAAAAUGCAUUAAAACUGCUCCCAAGUCUGAGGAAGAAAGAGGAAAGGAGUGAAAACCUGUUGCCCAGUCUGAAGU
Molecule: messenger RNA, 1581 nt
Organism: Pyrgilauda ruficollis (rufous-necked snowfinch)
Lineage: Eukaryota; Metazoa; Chordata; Aves; Passeriformes; Passeridae
Gene: WRAP73
Product: WD repeat containing, antisense to TP73
Exons: 12
Coding region: 348-1499 (383 amino acids)
Biological process (GO): microtubule anchoring at mitotic spindle pole body; protein localization to mitotic spindle pole body; mitotic sister chromatid segregation
Cellular component (GO): microtubule organizing center; mitotic spindle; MWP complex
Molecular function (GO): protein binding
Source: RefSeq, a predicted model, not a curated record